CAACUACGCCCAACAUUUCGGCAAAAUGCUCCGCCGUUUCUUAUCCUCUCACGGCCCGCGGCGAGUAACGCAGUCAGUGUCACUCAGCCUGAGAAGUCCCCCGUCUCGUGCUCAUUCUUGAUUUCCCUCUCCUCGAACCGAUGACAACAAGGUGAUUUCAGAUUGGCUCCUUUUGGUUAUCCCCAAAUCCCACCAUUAUCAGUGGCUUUCAAGGUUCCAUCUUUCUUCUCCGCAGACUAUAUUGACCUCCAAUUUUUUUGCCAAAGUUCGCGUUCUUCCACUGUGGUAGAUUGCAAAUAGUAUUGGAAACGAUGUGUAUGUAGACAUUCUUGGUGUAUGCUAGGACAUGGCUUGUCUUUCUGUCAUUUGCAAUAAUCGGUUCUUCAAGUCUCGAGAACUCUUGGUCGUUCACGCUGGAAAGACCGGUUCUUGCGCGGAUCGCAGUGUUCGCGGCGGUCUUGCUCUGUUUCGUCUAGUGAAGUUCCAAACUUUGUGCAAAUCUGAACAUGGGUUGUCGUGUAAUAUUGAUUCAAUACCAAAGCUCUCUAGACAUAAUUGGAUUCGGCCGUGGGUGUUUCGCGGCAGUUCUAAGUCGCCCCCCGGGUUGUCCUGUAGAAGUAGAAACGAGACCGGGAGCGGUGAACUUAGUGAUAUUGAGCGGGGUUAUGUGAGGAAAAGACGCAGUGGUAUUAGGAGGAAAUUCUCGCUGAGAUUGCGCCCCAGACUUCGGUUGUUGGCCUCGAGAUUCAAGAGGGUCUCUGCUAUGUCCACGUUGAAUGAUUUGGGGGUGUUCUUGAGGAAGAAUUUGAAGAGAGUGACUCUUUCAGCUUCAGUUUCUGUAGCGUUGGCUCUUUGUUAUAUUUUUCUGAAAGUAACGGCUUUGCCUUCUCCAAAACUUGUUCCUUACUCGGACUUUAUCAUGAGCCUUCAAAAUGGCAAUGUUACUAAGGUUUUGCUCGAAGAAGGGUCUCGUCGGAUAUAUUACAACACAAGCUCAGGAAGUGGUGUAGAUGAUAAAUUUCCAGGGGAAAAGUCGACAGAGAGUAAUGCUCCGAUUGGAAUUUGGGAUGAUAUAACUGAAGAGAAGGAAGUUGUUCCAGCUGGAAAGAUGAUUGGUGCAAGCAUGCCUAAGAAAUCAUUGAGAGCACGUGCUGCUAUGCCACAGUGGCAGCUUUCCACUCGGAAGAUUGAUCAUGAUGAAAAGUUUCUUCUAAGUUUGAUGAGAGAAAAAGGAACAACGUAUAGUUCAGCCCCUCAGUCGGUAUUGAUGUCCGUCAGGAAUACGUUGAUAACUAUAAUAUCAUUGUGGAUUCCUUUGACUCCACUGAUGUGGCUUCUUUAUCGACAACUUUCUGCUGCUAAUAGCCCCGCAAAAAAGACGCGGCCUAAUAAUCAGACAGUCAACUUUGAUGAUGUUGAGGGUGUUGACGCUGCUAAGGUUGAGCUUAUGGAGAUAGUGUCCUGCCUUCAAGGGGCAAUUAACUACAAAAAGCUAGGGGCUAAGUUGCCUAGAGGGGUGCUGCUGGUGGGUCCUCCUGGAACUGGGAAGACACUGCUGGCCCGUGCAGUUGCGGGAGAAGCUGGAGUACCCUUUUUCACUGUUUCUGCCAGCGAGUUUGUGGAGUUGUUUGUUGGGAGAGGAGCUGCUCGCAUCAGAGACUUGUUCACUGCUGCGAGAAAAUGUUCCCCAUCAAUAAUAUUUAUCGAUGAACUGGAUGCUGUUGGGGGAAAGCGUGGUAGAAGCUUCAAUGAUGAGCGGGACCAAACACUGAACCAGCUGCUGACAGAAAUGGAUGGAUUUGAGUCAGACACAAAAGUGAUUGUUCUUGCAGCAACCAACAGACCUGAAGCAUUGGACCCGGCUCUCUGCCGUCCUGGUCGCUUCUCAAGAAAAGUUCUUGUGGGAGAGCCAGAUGAGGAAGGAAGGAGAAGGAUUUUGGGUGUACAUCUGAGAGGAGUCCCUGUUGAGGAAGGCGUUGAGCUUAUCUGUGAUCUAGUAGCUUCUCUCACCCCAGGAUUUGUGGGCGCUGAUCUUGCAAAUAUUGUGAAUGAAGCGGCUCUGCUUGCUGCUCGUAGAGGCGGUGAAGCAGUGUCAAGGGAGGAUAUUAUGGAAGCGGUUGAAAGAGCUAAAUAUGGUAUCAAUGACAAGCAACUAAGGCCAAAUACAAUCAGCAAGGAGCUAGGAAAAUUGUUUCCUUGGAUUCCAUCCAUGAUGGGAAGGAAUGACACAAGAGAAGAUGGACUUCAAGGUCCCAUGGGUUAUCAAACUCUAAGCGGAUGAAAAAGGGUAGCCUUUCGGUCCAUUCAGACAGAGAAGCCAUUGCACCGAGUGCCUUGGACCCUCACAUCAUGUAUUGGAGGAAGAGACCGCGAGAAAGAUGAGCCCUUUCCACUUAUAAGCAGGCUUUUCCGCAGGGGAAAAUGCGUGCCUUUGAGAGGAUAUGUGCUUGUGAAGAUGAUCUGAGGAUGGAAACAUAAUUGCUGGCAGUUGGGAAUUCGCCUUGCGAUUGCGUGCCAACUGCUGUUUGAAUGAUCUUAUUGAGUGCCUUAAAAUCUCCUGUUAGUCUUACACCACAAUUGUGAGAAUAUGGUCUAUGAUUUUGAUCAUGCAAGUGUUGUGCGACAAAAUUACGUGCUCAAGAUCCAUCUUCUGUCGAGCGUGAUACUUACAUGAUGUCAAACUGUCCUUUCAUUAUCUGAAGAUAGCAUCGGACGGACUCUGUGAAUAACGGUCCUUAAUGUUCGGCGAAUUUUCAAAUUUGUUCCUAGCAUUGGAGUUUGGUUGAGCAAUCGACAUGCUCAUGAAAUGGCACCUCUACUGGUUUGGGUAAAGCUGGGACUACAUUCCCAACAUGACACAAUUUUCACUGAAAACAGUAUAAAGCCAUCUUACAACCUUUUUUCUUUGUUGUAGCUUGCAACCUGUAGCUUCAAAACACCCUUUGAUUUCGAGAUAUUAUGCUUUGUAACUGGAUGUUACGGAAACGUUCCAUAUCGGGAGUUUCUUUUUCUUAUUAUGUAGAAAUCUUUUGAACAUGUCUUCAGAGAA
Rhodamnia argentea is the source of this 3049-nucleotide messenger RNA. Its product is annotated as probable inactive ATP-dependent zinc metalloprotease FTSHI 3, chloroplastic. Lineage: Eukaryota; Viridiplantae; Streptophyta; Magnoliopsida; Myrtales; Myrtaceae. Gene Ontology annotation, biological process: proteolysis. The transcript is spliced from 5 exons. The record is from RefSeq and is a predicted model, not a curated record. Bases 347 to 2281 code for a protein of 644 amino acids. Gene Ontology annotation, cellular component: membrane; chloroplast thylakoid. Gene Ontology annotation, molecular function: ATP hydrolysis activity; ATP-dependent peptidase activity; ATP binding.